This is a messenger RNA of Xiphophorus couchianus (Monterrey platyfish), 5145 nucleotides long. RefSeq names its product mothers against decapentaplegic homolog 4-like. Lineage: Eukaryota; Metazoa; Chordata; Actinopteri; Cyprinodontiformes; Poeciliidae. The record is from RefSeq and is a predicted model, not a curated record. Gene Ontology annotation, molecular function: RNA polymerase II cis-regulatory region sequence-specific DNA binding; DNA-binding transcription factor activity, RNA polymerase II-specific; I-SMAD binding. The transcript has 10 exons. Gene Ontology annotation, biological process: BMP signaling pathway; anatomical structure morphogenesis; SMAD protein signal transduction. Gene Ontology annotation, cellular component: heteromeric SMAD protein complex. The coding region runs from base 330 to 1868 and encodes 512 amino acids.
GGAGGAAACGAUACGAGAAUUGAAGUGGGAGUUAACUAAAAAAAAAAAUCUGAGAUUUCAUCCUGCCCUUUCUUUGCUUCACGGGAUGUUGAGAUAACAUUUUCUCCACAUGAAGUUUCCCCUCCUGUUUUUGUAAGGCGUUGGGGGAAGUUAGGGAGAUAACCCCGAGUGUCCACAAGAUUGGCGCAGUUUCACCGCUGGGAGGGCAACUUGGGACAGAGGCAGUUUUCACCUGCUAGCCACCGCUCCAGACCAGGAGACGAUGUGAAGCUCUCGACGCCGGGUCCAGUUGUUUUUUCUCAGGAAGUGCGGCAGAACCUCCAGCUAAGAUGUCCAUCGCCAGCACACCCACCAGCAACGACGCGUGCCUGAGCAUCGUGCACAGCCUGAUGUGUCACCGGCAGGGCGGCGAGAGUGAGACGUUCGCCAAACGGGCCAUCGAGAGCCUGGUGAAGAAGCUGAAGGAGAAGAAAGACGAGCUGGACUCCCUCAUCACGGCCAUCACUACAAAUGGCGCCCACCCGAGCAAGUGUGUGACCAUCCAGAGGACUCUGGAUGGACGACUGCAGGUUGCCGGGCGUAAAGGGUUCCCUCAUGUAAUCUACGCUCGGCUGUGGCGAUGGCCGGACCUGCACAAGAAUGAGCUGAAGCAUGUGAAAUACUGCCAGUUUGCCUUUGAUCUGAAGUGUGACAGCGUGUGUGUCAAUCCCUAUCACUAUGAACGAGUGGUGUCUCCUGGCAUAGACCUUUCAGGCCUCACGCUAGCCGGCUCCGGACCCAGCUCCUCGCUGAUUGUGAAAGACGAGUACGACUUUGAUGCGCCUCCGACUCUCCCCACUGUCGAUGGCGGACACUCUCUCCAGACCAUCCAGCACCCCCCGUCCGGCAGCCGCCCACCUCAGGCGGAGCCAUAUCCGACCCCGGGCCUGCUUCCGCCCGCCGAGGCGUCCACGUCGGUCUCCGCGCAGUCGCAGUCCUUCCCUGUCAUCCCUGCAGGAUCAGGCAGUGCCAGCUCCAACUGGUCCAGGAACAGUGGCUUCCCCCCUAGCAUACCUCACCACACCAACGGUCAUCUGCAGCACCACCCUCCAAUGCCACAUCCAACACUCUACUGGCCAGUACACAAUGAGCUCGCCUUUCAGCCUCCGAUAUCCAAUCAUCCAGCGCCUGACUACUGGUGCUCCAUUGCUUAUUUCGAGAUGGACGUCCAAGUUGGAGAGACAUUUAAAGUGCCGUCUUCUUGCCCCGUUGUGACGGUGGACGGCUACGUGGACCCCUCAGGAGGGGACCGGUUCUGUUUGGGCCAGCUCAGUAACGUCCAUCGUACUGAGGCUAUUGAGAGAGCAAGGCUUCACAUCGGUAAAGGAGUCCAGCUGGAGUGUAAAGGAGAGGGCGACGUGUGGGUGCGAUGCCUCAGUGACCACGCAGUGUUUGUUCAGAGUUACUACCUGGACCGAGAGGCGGGCCGAGCCCCAGGAGACGCCGUCCACAAGAUCUACCCCAGUGCGUACAUCAAGGUGUUCGACCUCCGUCAGUGCCACAGACAGAUGCAGCAGCAGGCCGCCACGGCUCAGGCGGCGGCGGCUGCUCAAGCGGCUGCCGUGGCGGGGAACAUACCUGGUCCUGGAUCAGUCGGAGGAAUCGCUCCAGCUAUCAGUCUCUCUGCCGCCGCCGGCAUCGGGGUCGAUGACCUCCGACGGCUCUGCAUUCUCAGGAUGAGUUUUGUUAAAGGCUGGGGGCCCGACUACCCCCGGCAGAGCAUCAAGGAGACCCCUUGCUGGAUCGAAAUCCACCUGCACCGGGCCCUGCAGCUCCUGGACGAGGUCCUUCACACCAUGCCCAUCGCUGACCCCCAGCCUCUGGACUGAGACCCUCCAGCAGCAGGUCCUCACCUGAACACACACGGCCAGCGACUAGUCUUCCUCAGUGAACUCCAGACUGUAAAAAAAAAAACAAAAAUAGAUAAGUGUUUUCAGGUGUGUUCGAGGCGUCGCGUUGCACUAAGGCUCCAGCUGUUGCUCACGGCAACAAGAGCCAAAGCCAUCUAUUAAAACGAUGUGCUCACGUUUAAUGCAUGGCUUUAACUGUAGGACUUUGUAGAAACCAUACACCAACACGCACAUAAAGGACACCAGCUACUGACGAUCUACGACCUCACUGAACCGUCGAGGAGCUGCGUGGGUUUUACCGAGGAUGGCUUCAGACCCGCAGCUGCAGAUGCGAAGGUCACGCCAAUCACUUCCUGGCAGCCAGAAGCUGCCGGGACAGGAUGUGGGAGCUCACCGCAACAAUCAAAGAGAGCCGCCGUUAUCUGAUGCAGAGUUUCAGCCGCUGGAGCCGAGACGCGUCUGAACAUGUCCAGGUCAGCUGUUGUCAAAGGUUUUUUGUAAUGUUUUUUUUUUGAAGAUGAACUUCAGCUCUGUGCUGGGAAGACAAGUCUCUGUUUCCAUCAGUUAAACAAGAUAAAGUGACAAAGAGCUGAACUCCUGCUCUGUGUGCACAAAAUCAGCGGCUUGCAAACGUAUUCAUACUUGGUUGUUGAUUUAUUGUUUUUGUUCUUUUACUUUUUGUUAGGUUACAAUCACAUUUUUAUUUCAUCUGGGUUCCAUUUGUGUCUUAGAGGAAUGCAAUGUUUUCUGCAUUGUUCUUUUUUUAUUCACAGGAAAGGUUAAACAUUCGUAAUGCAUGUGUGUUAUGACCCCAGAUGAAACACUUUGACUAGGUCAUUUUAAAACAGGAAUACGCUUUGAUUCCCAUCAGCUUUGCGGUCACUGCUAAAAAUGAGCAUUCCCACAGCAUGAUGAUGCCACCGCCAUGCCUCACAGUGGGGAUGGAGGUUUUCCACCUCACGGCCUUUAGGCUGUUGACUCAGUUUGGUUUCAGUUUCAUCUGAACAAAGCGACUUCUGUCGCAAACAUGGUUUGUUGCAAACUGCGAAAAGGCCUUUUCUUAGUGAUGGCUUUCUUCUUGCCGCUCUUCCUUAUUGACCAGAUUUGUGAAGAGACAAAUUACUUGGAUCUCUGCAGGCCAUCCAAAGAGUUUCUCUGAUUAUUGCUCUCCUUGCAGGGUUUCUCCCAUUAAGUCGUCUGUCUUGUCUGGGUUUCCAGGUGUCAUCUUUCCAUUGUUUAGAAAAUGGAUUGAGCUCUGUUGGAUGGGAAUUUCUGUGGUUGUUUUGCACCCUAAUCCUGCUUAUAGCUUCAUCUCUGAGCUGUUUACUGUCUUGCUUGGUCGGCUUCCGAAUGGAUUUCAUUAAAGCGCGUUGGAGUAAAAGGGGCUGAAUACAAACGCUUUAAGUCUUCUGAUUUUUGUUAUUUAUUUCCACAGCCAUUAUGCACUACAUUACAUGUGAUCACGAUUAAUUUUAUUGAAGUUUGCGGUUGCAGCAGGAAAAAAUGUGGUGCAAUUACUUUUGCAAGGCUGUAAGUUUCCAGCAGGCAGCCUGUGUCACUCCUGAGUCAAAUCCCCUCAAAUGAACUCCUGACCACAUGUAAACCCAGUACUUCUCACGCUGCCGACUCUUAGUCAUGGAUACUAAUUUUAAAAAAAAAAAAGCUUCUGUUUUAUGCCACCGCAGAGAAUGGGUUAUUUACCUUCUCAACGGGAGAGAAACUCUUCUGUUCAAUGCGGGAGUGACGCAAGCAAGCAGAGAAGAGACUGAUGUUGAUCUCUCGGUACAAAGAUUGAGGUUUAUCUGUGUUUUUGGUGACCAGAAGUGACAAUUUCUGUAAAAAAAAACAACAGUCUUUUGUAAACAUUAAACAGAGGAAAGUCCAGGAAGUCCUGAUUUUAAUCUGUUUCCAGUCAUAUCUGACACAAGGGUUGGAGUCCUGACAAAACUGAGCUGCACUCCUCUAUCUUUAUCCUGGUUUACUGCGUGAAGUUUGACAGAAAAACAAUAAGAGGAUUUAUAGCUUGUGUUCAGCCUUUGUUACAUAUUUUGUUGUUUUUUAAUUUUUCCUACUUUUUCUGAUUUAUUUGUUCAUUUGUAGCACUUUACCUUUGACUAAAGUAGCGAAUAGGUCAGCUCAGAGCAAAAUAAAGAUUACAAACAGAACAUUGGAUUCAGAUCGUACAAUAUUUAACAACAAGCCACCUUUUUUAACAAAACCCCUUCGCCUUAAGCAUUCAUACUUUUUCAUUUUUUUCUGUUGUCCUCAUAAAUCCAUGUAAACAUCUUUGGUUUUCAAAUGCAUGCAGAUGUUUGUAUGAAACACUUUUCUCAUUUAAGUGAUGGAAGUUAAAGCCUGCUGUAGAUCAGUGAUGUUGCACUCAGCAGGAGAUUCACACAAAGUCACAUCCAGACCAUGUUUGGCUUCUUUUUACCUUAAAUUAAACAUUAAAGCAGAUGAACUUUUAAUCUGUGCUGUUUAACACCUAUAUUUUUACAUUUGUCAUAGUUUAAAAGACAAGCAAGAUGUUACUUCUUUUCGAAGGAAGAUAGAUUAUUUAAUUUAAAAACCUUUUGGCCCAUUUUAGGCUUUUUUUGUCUAAAGUUAAUUGUCAAAAUAUCAGUUUAUUUUCAUUUAUCAAGGGCCAAAAAUGCUGCAAUUCAAUGCAUCAGGUGUAAAUAUUUGAUCAUUUACAUCAUGUUUAAAAAUCUACAUAAAAAUAUUGUUUAGUAAAUGCAUAAUUAAAUGUGGAAAAAAUUGAUUUAAAUAUGCAUUUAUAGCUUCACACAAUAUAUAAUUUUAGCAUACGAUACAUUACAGUUUUAAAUGAUUGCCAUAAUUGAUUACAAUUUGCUCAAAUUUAAUAUUUCAUGUAAGUGAUCAGUGGCACUUUUGGUCCUGAAUGUUUUCCAUAAUUCGCCGUGCUCUUCUGACCAGCAGCGUUUUGGUCGCAGUGAUUUCAGUCGUGUCGUCCAGAAAGCCCGUCACUGUCCAGUCCUGAGUGUUUAUCCGGUGGAACUGCAGGAAGCGGCGUGUCUUCUGCUGAAAAUUCAUGCUGAACCGAAUCCAAAAGUGUGCUUUUAAAAGGUGGAAAAUAUAUAUAUAUUUUUUGUUUUGUUUUGUUUUUUUUUACAUGAUUUGCAGUUACUGUAGCAGCCGAAAGACGGCUUGGGUGAGUAAAUGUUGACUACUAUUUCAGAUCUAAUUGUACCUGUUUUUCUCAUGUGAGAAAUUAAAUAUGGACUGCUUUUCUCCA